GAAGAUUAAUGUGAGUUUAAUGUGAGUGUACUGGAAGUCAUGUAUUUCCUUCUGCAGACAAAAAGCAACAGAAAAAGCCUUAAAGUAAACAGAAUCAAUUAUGGGCAAGUACAGCUGGAGUCUUUCUUCAUGUGAUAUUAAAAGAAGCUGUUGAUGGCCUGUUGUUCACAUGUAAACACUGAUCAUGGGGCUGAAUGAACACUGGAGCGUUUUGUUCAGGAAGUCACGGAGAGACUCCUGCCGUCUCAGUGAUCAGGGUUCACAUUCAUUUCACUUGAGUACCGAGGUGCAGACGGAAAACCCAACGCAGCACUGGAGGCCUGUUCAGAUCGGAGAUCAUCGCCACGCAGCAGGAGCUCGGAUGAAGAUCUUCACUUCUCAAUCUUUGGACAUUUGCUGACACUCAGGCUGGGUCAGCUGAUUUGCUGCUGCGGUCAUAUCCUGUCAGACAGAAAUGAGAAGUCUGUGUUGAAGGACCAAAGGAUCAGUCCUUAUUUCCUCUGAGACGAACUAUUGAACAGGAGCCGCUCGGAGAUGUUUGCUCUCCUGUUCGUCUGUGGAAUCCUGUUCGCUCAAGUUCAGGGUUGGUCUGAGCCGCGGCUCAGACUGAACUCUGGAGCUCCGGUCGGUACGGAUGUGAUUCUUGACUCUGGUUCUCCUCUUCAUCUGAUCUGUGAAGGCGAUGGACCGGUCACAUGGCUUCCCCGACUGGCCAGACACAAGCGUUUCAUCUCCAAGGAGGUCGGAAACGUCCGGAGUUUCCGUGUGAAUAUAGCCACGGCGGAUUUUACAGGAACAUACAAGUGCGUCUAUAUGAGCGGAAAUGAUUCAAACGAGUCAUCUUCGGUUCAUGUGUUUGUCAGAGAUCCCCGAAUUCUCUUCGUCUCGCCGAGUACGUCUCUGCGUUAUGUGCGGAAAGAAGGUGAAGAUCUGACACUCCCGUGUCUUCUGACCGACCCCGACGCCACGGACUUCACCUUCCGCAUGGAUAACGGCUCAGCGGUGCCCUACGGCAUGAACGUGACCUUUGACCCCAAAAAGGGCGUCCUGAUUCGCAACGUUCAACCUGGAUUUAACGCCGACUACAUUUGCAGCGCUAGAAUCAGAGGGGUUGAGAAAGUGUCGAAGAUAUUCUCGAUAAACGUCAUUCAACGAUUACGUUUUCCACCGUACGUGUUUCUGAAGAGAAGCGAGUAUGUCAAACUGGUGGGAGAGAGAUUUCAGAUCAGCUGCACCACAAACAACCCCAACUUUUACUACAACGUCACAUGGACGCACUCCUCUAGAACGCUGCCCCGAGCAGAAGAGAAAUCUACGAUGGAAGGGGAUCGUUUGGCCAUCGAGAGCAUCCUGGUCAUACCGGCUGUUCAGCUGUCUGAUUCGGGGAACAUCACCUGUAUGGGUCAGAACGAGGCCGGAGCCAACAGCUCCACCACACACCUGCUGGUCGUGGACGAGCCGUGCAUUCGACUCUCCCCGAAGCUCUCGUCUAAACUCACUCACCGCGGUCUGUCCAUCGAGGUUAGCGAAGGCGAAGAUGUGGAUCUCGGGGUUUUGAUCGAAGCGUAUCCACCGCUGAUCUCACACCAGUGGGAGACUCCAACAUCCCACAAUGCCUCACUCCCAGAGAACAGGUUUUAUAACUAUAACGACAGGUACGAGGCGCUGAUGUUCCUCAAGAGACUGAACUUCCAGGAAACCGGCCGCUACACACUCCACGUCAAGAGCAGCAUGAAAAAUGCCUCCAUUACUUUUGAUAUUAAAAUGUACACGAAACCCGUAGCGACGGUGAGAUGGGAGAACGUCUCCACUCUGUCAUGCAGGUCCUAUGGAUAUCCAGCUCCCAGCAUCCUUUGGUACCAGUGCACAGGAAUCAGAACCACCUGCCCAGAAAACUCCACGGGUCUUCAGCCCGUCCAGACGCAGACGCUGGCAUUUCAUAAGGAUCCGUACGGCUCGGUGGGUGUGGAGAGCGUCCUGACCGUGGGACCGUCCAACCAGAGGAUGACCGUGGUGUGUGUGGCCUUCAAUCUGGUGGGACAAGGCAGCGACACCUUCGCCAUGGACGUCUCCGAUCAGCUCUUCACCAGCGCUAUGUGUGGAUCUAUAGUCGCGAUGGUGGUUCUAGCGCUGCUGCUCAUCUUCAUGAUCUACAAGUACAAACAGAAACCCAGAUACGAGAUCCGCUGGAAAAUCAUUGAAGCCACAAAUGGAAACAACUACACCUUCAUUGACCCGACAAAACUACCAUACAAUGAGAAAUGGGAGUUUCCUCGAGACAAACUAAAGCUCGGAAAGACUCUGGGAGCAGGAGCCUUUGGGAAGGUGGUGGAGGCCACAGCUUACGGCCUGGGCAAAGAGGACAAUGCCACACGUGUAGCUGUCAAAAUGCUGAAAGCCAGCGCUCAUCCAGACGAGCGAGAGGCUCUGAUGUCCGAGCUGAAGAUCCUCAGUCAUCUCGGGCAACACAAGAACAUCGUGAACCUGCUGGGCGCCUGUACACACGGCGGUCCUGUGCUGGUCAUCACGGAAUACUGUUGUCAUGGUGAUCUUCUGAACUUCCUGCAUAGCAAAGCUGAGAACUUCUUGAACUUCGUCAUGAUGAUUCCGAAUCCGGCGAUGGAUUAUAAGAACGUCAACACUGAACGAAUGUUCCUCAGAAGUGACAGUGGGAUUUCCAGUACUUGCUCUGAUAAUUAUCUGGCCACGAGACCAGCCUCAUCCAGACCCACAAACUCUGUUCAGAGUUCUUCUUUGGACUGUGAGCAGGCUGAGGAUUCGUGGCCGCUGGACAUGGACGACUUACUCAGAUUCUCCUAUCAGGUGGCGCAGGGACUCAACUUCCUCACUGCUAAAAAUUGCAUCCACAGAGACGUGGCGGCCAGAAACGUCCUCCUCACCAACAGCCGAGUGGCCAAGAUCUGUGAUUUCGGUCUGGCGCGAGACAUCAUGAACGACUCCAACUAUGUAGUCAAAGGAAACGCACGUCUUCCAGUGAAGUGGAUGGCUCCAGAGAGUAUCUUCGACUGUGUUUAUACGGUUCAGAGUGACGUCUGGUCUUACGGGAUCCUGCUGUGGGAGAUUUUCUCACUGGGUAAAAGCCCGUAUCCCAGCAUACUGGUGGACUCCAAGUUUUAUAAAAUGAUCAAAUGUGGCUAUCAGAUGUCCAGACCUGACUUUGCACCUCCAGAGAUGUACACCAUCAUGAAGAUGUGCUGGAACCUGGAAGCCGCUGAGAGACCAACAUUCAGUAAGAUCAGUCAGCUGAUCGAGAGGAUGCUGGGAGACACAGAUGAUCAACAGGAGACACAGUACAAAAAUGUCCAGUCCAAUGCACAUGAUGACCAACAACUAGAGUCAUGUGACCCUGUGAAGCAUGAAGAGGAGUCAUUUGAGACAUCAUGUGACCAGGAAGAAGAGGAUCAGCCGCUCAUGAAACCCAACAACUACCAGUUCUGCUGAGGGCUUAACUAACCAUCUAACUAACUAAAGCGGGAUCUUCUGUCUGAACAUCAACAACAGUUGCACAAUCCGUCCACAAACGCAUGCUUGUGGACAGAGAUCUGACCUGUCAUCAAACGCGCUCAGUGUGUGAUUUUACACGCUCUGCUUUUGUAGUUCUGCUCGCUUGAAAUCUCGUAAACAGUCUUGAACUCGUCUGCAGAGUUGAAGCGUGUUUAAUCCAACCGGUUUCACUUCUCAGCAAAGUCCAAAACCUCCAAACCUCGGAUUUGUUUGUCGUCCGAUGUGCCUUUUUGGUAAACGUGCGUCUUUAUUUGUUGCGGGACUUCUCUGUUGCCAAGGUUGGAAAGCAGCGUGUUCAGCGUUUUAAAUGCAGAUGCUGCAUGUUCCACUUCCACUUUAUACUUGAUCUGCGUGUCAGUCAUUUUUCUUCCUUUAAAGUCACUGAAAAUGACCACAGACACAUAACUCUUUUUGUGCAGCUAAAAUAACUAGAAGCGAAUGACACCGGUAGCUUCACCUAGUCAAGAUACAAAUGGCCACAAUCUUAUGUUAAAAAUAAAGUGUAUACACCAUAUACAACCUACUUUUUUAUUUUUUAUUAUUGUCAGUGUAACAGUAUGCUAUAACAGCACAUUUGGCAAUUUCAUUUUUUUUUUUUUUUUGCAUUUCAUUUGAUUGUUUUUUUUGCAUUUUAU
This is a messenger RNA of Sinocyclocheilus anshuiensis, 4160 nucleotides long. Its product is annotated as macrophage colony-stimulating factor 1 receptor. The coding region runs from base 535 to 3462 and encodes 975 amino acids. NCBI's taxonomy places the organism in Eukaryota, Metazoa, Chordata, Actinopteri, Cypriniformes, Cyprinidae. Gene Ontology annotation, biological process: cell surface receptor protein tyrosine kinase signaling pathway; protein phosphorylation; cytokine-mediated signaling pathway. Gene Ontology annotation, cellular component: CSF1-CSF1R complex; plasma membrane; signaling receptor complex. The transcript has 22 exons. Gene Ontology annotation, molecular function: growth factor binding; ATP binding; cytokine binding. The record is from RefSeq and is a predicted model, not a curated record.